Molecule: messenger RNA, 2744 nt
Organism: Poecilia reticulata (guppy)
Lineage: Eukaryota; Metazoa; Chordata; Actinopteri; Cyprinodontiformes; Poeciliidae
Product: G-protein coupled receptor 4-like
Biological process (GO): positive regulation of Rho protein signal transduction; phospholipase C-activating G protein-coupled receptor signaling pathway
Cellular component (GO): plasma membrane
Molecular function (GO): G protein-coupled receptor activity
Source: RefSeq, a predicted model, not a curated record
UAGAAGAUCAGUUUCCACUUCAGUGCUGACUGAAAGCAGCUCUGUGGCUCAAGAAAUCUGUCAAAACAAAAGUUACUCCUGUCAUCAAAUUCCUGGUUCAACCCUGAAGGAUGGAAGAGCUGAACUUCAACAUGUCUUGGGAAAACAGUUUUAAUCACAGCAACAUGAACAUGAACUUCAGCAGCUCUCAUUAUAACCAGACGGAUUUCAGGGACAUGGUUGCACAUAUCAUAAUGUGGGUGAAUUGGAUCACCCUUGGUAUUGGACUUCCUUUAGUUCUGAUAGUGAUGAUUGCAGUUUUUUUCCAGGUGAAAAAGGACCAAGGUGCUCCGGUCUACGUCAUCAACCUUCUCAUCUCUGAUUUCAUUCAGCUCUGCUCCAGGAGUUUGAUAAAUAUACAUCCAUCUGAAUUCGUCGCCUUGUUCAUCACAUAUUAUGGUCUAUUUGUUAGUGUUGGAUUCAUGAUGUGUGUCUCUUUUGAAAGGUAUCUGGUCGUUGCCAAGCCACUGUGGUACAGAUUCAGGAGAAACAUCAAGAUAUAUGUGGUGGUCUGCAUUGUGGUCUGGAUACUUCCUCUUCUUUUUCAGCUAUUUGCUUUUCUGACUCUAGCUGAUGAGAUGGCGAUCAUCUUCAUAGUUGUUCUCCUCCUGCCUUUUCCCUUGUUCAUCUUCUUCCUGGUUGGGACUAUCAAAGCUCUCUCUGGAGCUCUCAGUGUCCCAGCAGAUGAAAAACGACGAAUCGCAGCCAUUCAGGUUGUGGUGCUGAUUAAUUACACUCUGCUUUAUCUGCCCUUCAUCAUUUUGCUUCUGAGUCUCUUUCAUGUAAUUGAUGAUCAAUUCCGCUUUAAUGUCUCCGCUGUGUCUGUUGUUUGUAUGUGUCUUAGUCCUCUUGCAGACACAACUUUGUAUUUAUUCAUACGGAAAAGCAUCAUGGACAAGUUUCUGGCUUCACUGUGUUCUUGUAAAAUAUCUAACAAUCAGGAAAUGAGCAGCACAGAUUAUGAAAGCAGGACUGCAACAGCUACUGAGACUGUUUAAGUUUUAAUAUCUGUUAUGAUGCAAGAGAGUGUCCACAAUAAUCAGUUUGCUGCAGCUGAUUUUGAAGUCAAGUGUCAAAUCACUUUUCUUCUGCUAUCAUCUGCCUGUAACUUUAUGGCAAUGAAAUAAUGAAAGUUUGAUACUUAUGUUUAGUUUCAGGAAUAAUAAUUUCUACAUUGUUAUAAUUGGAUCUGAACUCCUUUUUACUGGUAUAAUUAACUUCAUUUAUUCAUUUAUUUUCAUAUCCUGAUGGCUGUUUCUCAGAACCAUGAGCGCCGAUUCAGCCAGGAUUUUCCAGAUAUCCUGGCUGAAUUAAGUCUGGACUUUGUGUCACAAUGCAGUAGUUUCAUGAUGCGUUACCAUGGUGAUUCAUCCUGUGCAGCUGACCUGCUCCAGACCGGCUAACAGCCCGGCUGAAUUCAUCCCGGAGCCUGAUGUGUUAGAAUCACACUGAUCAGAAACCAAUACAGUUUGUAUGUGAUUUUGUUUUCUUAUUUGUCGUUUUUUUUAUUAUCCUGCAUUAAAAUACUGAUUAAUUUUAAUAUUCAAAUAUUACUAUUGUUUUAACAUUAUGAUAGUAACUAUAAUUAUCCAUGUGGGAAUUGUUAUUUUCACAGUUAUUCUGAGACUGCUGCUGUUAUAAGUUUGACAGAAAAACAUUUAAUAGACUACUGCAUGUGGUGCCAAAUGAAUUUUUAAAAUUAAUGGCACUGAACUUAAAAUGUUGACAACUUAAACAUAUUUAGUUUGACAUUUAAUUAAAUGUAUGCAAAGUUUGAAUGACACAAUUUUUAAAGCUUAUUUAUUUAGAUUAUAAACAUACAUUGUGCCUCUACCAAGAGAGCUGAAGCUCCGUUACAUCUUACCUUGUCAGACAGUAAAGAGCGUUUUGAACAGGUUGGCUUUACCUGCGUGAGCGUUAACAUUUCUCUGGGUCUGAUGUCAGCUACCUGUGCAGACUGCUGGCCCUCAGUAWCCUGCAUCACUCCAAACAGAGCCAGAUUUAAAUGACACACAGAUGAUGUUUGAUGCUGAUGGCAUCUUGAGUAACAUUGAGACAAAGUGGCCUUGCUCUGUCCAUGACCUUCAUGUCGACAGAUGAGCUUAAUUUCUCUGCUAAAAUAAAUAUGAGAAUGAAACAUGACAGCAUGCACCAAGUCAGUGGCUCCCAAAGAUUUCCUUCUGGUUCAUUGGAGCAAAUGACAGGUUAUCCCUUAAUUGGGAUGAUACAUGAUGUUUUGUAGUUAGGAGAAGUAUUAGGAAAUUUGCAGCAUCUAUGCACCACAAAUCUGGAAUAAACUUCCAGAAAACUGUAAAACAGCUGAAACACUGAGUUCCUUUACAUCAAGACUAAAGGAUGAAGUCUGCGUAUAGUUGCUUUAGACCCAUAAACACUGGAACAUUGACCAACAUAUGUAUAGAUGAUUUUAAUCACAUAACUUGACAAAAUGUACAGAAAGAGGAAGAGGAGAGAGUCUGAGGUGAAAUUAGGAGACAACACAGAGGAAGAGGCAGAAGAAUCAUCAUGCCAGUUUUCAUCGCUCCAUCAUCAUCAGGAAAUGAUUUGUGACCCACAACAGGAGGCUGAAGAAGUUCCUAAUACUCGUUACUUAACCUAAUUGAGGAAUUUUUCUCAGCAUGAAUUUGGAAAUUAUAAUAUUAUGUAAUUCCUACAGCACUGCAUGUACCUUUCCUUAAGCAGAUUGU